UGCUAAAACAUAUCCAGCAGCACCAAGUGCAAAGAGGGGAGGCAGGGAGAGGGGAGAGGGGUCGAAGGCCAUGAAAGACCACUGGCUCGACGAUUCAAAUAAAUAGUUAACUGGGAAAAACAUGUAACUUAAAAAAGCAAUAAUCCCUCUCCCAAGCAAUUUAAACAACGACACGUUUUAAAUGAAGUGUAUUAAUUUACGAUACAAUAAUAAUAACUAAAGCAAAAGAAGAUUUUAACAUUGUCAAGGAUAUACUUCUCAACAAACGAUGCGCGAAUACUACGCCUUUGGGUUCAGUUCCUCUUUCUAAGUCGUCAGUGUUCAUUUUUACAUUUUAAAUCGUAAAGUUCGUGGCAAUUUCACUGAAGAGUGAUGAGUGGAGGUCGCUUUGAAUUUGAUGAUGGCGGAGCGUAUUGUGGCGGAUGGGAGGGAGGUAAAGCGCACGGGCACGGGAUCUGUACCGGACCUAAAGGACAAGGAGAGUUCUCCGGAUCCUGGAAUUACGGGUUCGAGGUGGUGGGAGUCUACACCUGGCCGAGUGGAAACACCUUCGAGGGGUACUGGUCGCAGGGAAAACGCCACGGUUUAGGUGUGGAGACCAAGGGACAUUGGGUUUACAAGGGAGAGUGGACCCACGGAUUUAAAGGGAGGUACGGAACGCGUUUUAGCCAAGGCAGCGGUGCCAAAUACGAGGGCACUUGGAAUAACGGAUUGCAGGACGGUUAUGGCACGGAGACAUAUGCGGAUGGCGGAACCUUCCAGGGCCAGUUUACAGGUGGCAUGCGACAUGGCUACGGCGUACGCCAGAGCGUCCCUUACGGCAUGGCCGCCGUGGUGCAGUCUCCUUUCCGAAACUCUCUAAGCUCCCUGAGAAGUGAACACAGCAAUGGCACACUACUGCAACAGGACAUACCGGUCAUCACCACCACAAAUGCAUCCGGCCAGGAAGCCUUGGUCAACACGCCCCUUGGGCCAUCCCGUGGUGGCUUUGCCCUCACCCUUCACGUUGACCCCGACGCUGUCAAGCCAAAGAAAAGAGGCCUGUUCCAGCGUGGCUCGCUGCUGGGCAAGCUGAAGAAAUCUGACUCGAGAACAUCUCUGUCCAGUCAGAAGAGCAAGAUCAGCUUUUUACGCAGCGAGUCGGCCCUCAGUUCCGCCGCCAGCGAUGCCAAUUCAACCAUUAGUCUGGGCGAAAGUGAAGGGGAGGGCGAGGGUCAUGAGUUUCCCCCCGUUGAGUCGGAUAUCGACGCCACCACCACUGAAGUCUACAUGGGCGAAUGGAAGAAUGACAAGCGCUCGGGUUAUGGGAUCAGCGAACGCUCGAGCGGGCUCAAAUAUGAGGGCGAGUGGAUGAACAACCAGCGUCAUGGGUAUGGAUGCACCACGUUCGCGGAGGGCGGAAAAGAAGAGGGCAAGUAUGUUAACAACAUGCUGGUGAAGUUGGUGAAGAAGAAGGUCAUUCAGUUGAAGGGCACCAAGAUAAAGCAGAAGGUGGAGCGAAGUCUGGAGGGAGCUCAGAGGGCGGCUGCCAUAGCCAAGCAGAAGGCAGAAAUCGCCAACUCAAGAACGGCUCAUGCCAAAACCAAAGGAGACGCCGCAGAACAAUCCGCGCAAGCAGCCAACAACGAAUCUAGCAUUGCCCGCGUGGUUGCCAGAGAGCUUUCUCCAUCUUUUUAUCAACCAGGUCCAGAGUAUCUGAAAAAGCGAGCCCUGCAGGAAGUGGCCGAGAGUAAUGAAAACGCUGACACAGGGAUGCACGAGCCCUUGUCAGCCGAAGAUUCCGCACCAACACCCCCGGACAGCCCAUUCAUGGAUAAGAAUGAAAGCCUGAGACCAGGCUCCGCCCCUGCGCGCACCCCCUCGCCGACUCCCGCCAUCGUCCCUCAGGCCUCCAGCAAGGAAGCUCCAAACCUACUGAGUCCUGGUAGCUGGAACGGAGACAAGACCAGCAGAGGCAGCAGUCGAACAGGUAGCAGGCCGAGCAGCAGACCCAGCACACCGUCCUCCAACCAUGCCGCUCCACCUGCCCUCGCCCCCGAGGACCGGGUCCCGUCCCGUCCCCCCAGCCGCCAGAGCACCAAAGCCGAGCAGGGAUCCGACAUGGAAAUCAAAGCCCUGCAGAAACUGAAGAUGGAGUCAAAAGCGGCGGAAGCCGCCCCUGCCGCCACACCGGUAAGAACCAGCCUCGUCGUUUCUACCAACGACGAAGAACCGCCUCGCCCCGCCUCCAAGCCACCGCCUAAAGCGGUCACUCCUGAGAUGAAGCCAACUGAAGUCAAAAGCAGGGCUGAAACAAAGGAGCUCGUAUAUGAGCUUCCGGCCUCUGUGAUGGAAAGCAAGCCACAGUCCAGGACAGAGGUCAGGGAGGAGAAGAAAGCAACCAACAAAUUAGAGUCGAAACCUUCACCGAAACGAGAACCAAGCCCUGCCCCUAAAGCUGCUCCGAAGCCUGAGCCCAAGCCAGAGCCUAAACCAGAAUCUAAACCUGUUCUCAAGCCGGUUGCGAAACCAGUUGGCAAGGUGGAGGCCAGGAAUGAAAUGAGGCAGAGGUCAAUGGUGAAAGCCCCCAGUGAAACGACACAGGAGUCGAUGGAGCUGGAUGAGGGGCCGAACACGAUUAUGAUCUGCAUGGUUAUAUUCCUGAACAUUGGUUUGGCCAUUUUGUUUGUUCACAUUUUGUCUUGAGGCAACAAAGCCUAAGCCAAAACCACCCAGGUGAAAGAAUGUAGCGUGUGGAGCUGUGAGGAUGCGGCGCGCUGCAUUAGCAGCUCUGUUGUUGUGAUAUCGAGUUUCAGAAAGGCCCUCCUGAGCUGCUCUAAAGAUGGCCGCCAUCUGCAGUUGGACUGAGUUGUGCGUCUCCGUGUCUGACCGUGAGAGAGAAAAGCAUUUGUACACAUUUGCUUCGAAGGACACCGCUGCAUUUAACAGUUCUGUGGAAGUCCAACUCCAUUUGCUUGUCGGUAGAGAAACAUAAAAUUAAGGAAUAAUCUGUUGUAAGGGCUACUUUGUAUUGUGUACAUUUUAAAAAUCGCAUAUCUAAUAGGAUUUCACUUGGCAUUUAAUAUUCAUAUUUGGAGAAUAAACAUAAAUACAGUUAUGACAUAAAAUGGGUCAAUCCUGUUUUUUAUCCUUGAAUUUUAGUGUAAAACUUGCCAGUACACCAUUAUACCAACGUUUCAUACUGUUUGGUUUUGAAAUUCUAUAUGGAAAUGCACAUUUGAUAAAAUGUCUUAAAAUCCCCCCUCCAUAAUAAAGAGCAACAUGACUGUAAAAUAAAAGUGUACCAUUAAAACCUGCAAGUAUUUUCACAGUGAAAGAACAAAUAGUUGUACAGUAUUCAUUGAUAUGGAUACUUUGAUCAACUUUGCUUAUGAACUAUAUCAUGAAAUGCUUACAAAAAUGCUGUGGGAAAGUUCUACUGAAAGAAAGGUAUAAUUAAGACAAACACCAUGAAGGUAUCAUACUUUCUGCAACCGUCCUCUACAGAUCUAAUGGGUCUCCAAUAGUUGGUCUGAGACGUUGAACAAGCAUCUAAAAAAUACAACCUUUUACUGAAUGGAACAUGACAAAGUGUGUUACUGUGAAUUUGUGACACUUGUAAAGAUGGUGUCAGUUUGUGCUUGAAGUUCUUCCGCAUUUUUCUGCCUGUAUUAGAAAUAAAAUAGUAUGCAACAAUGUUUAAACCGGGCUGUGCAACAAACUCAGUGAAAAUGUAUGUGUCCUAAAUUUUAUAUGCAUGUGCGCACAUUUGUGUUUUUGUACAUUUCUUAAUUAUUAACUUUCCAUCAGCACAUUUGUUCUGGAAAUGCAAAUUUCAUAGUUUUAUAUUGUAGUUUAACCAACACAGAAUAGCAAAUAAUACAUCGCACGUGUGAAGAGAUUAUAUUUAAUGAAACUCGAGGUCUUACAGAUAGUAAGAACUCUCCAACAAAAUGUUAUUUGUUUAAUAAAUAAAGGGAUAUAAAUGUAUCUAUCUAAACUCAGUAUUAGGUCAAAUCUUUUUUGUUUAUUCUAUAGAGCUCAAGUUACAAAUAUAGGUUUUUCGAUUAAACAUCCCCAGCGAAAUAUACGUUGCUGUACAGUAUGUACUAGCUUUAAUAUCAUUAGACUGUUUUAGUGUUAUUUUAUUCAUAUUGUUUCAAGAUGUUCUAACAAAAAGCUCAUGUAUAAAGUAAAAAGAGAAUUGUAGACGCACAAUCAUAUUGCAAUAACCAUUUCACUUCAAACAUCAAAUUCAAAUAAAUGUUUUUCAUCUGCAAAGCCGUCAUUUUCUUGACUUUUCUUUUUUUACAACUUGACAUUGUUUCAACGCAUCUCUGAAUUGUCUGCAGUUUGAAUUUUCCUUUUGACCAUUCAAACCCUUGAGACUUGACUACCGUCAACGUUGUAUCUUCUUAUAUCCAAGGAGAGGCAAACAAGGGAGAACAAAGAAUAUAUAUUUAAACUCCACCUGUCCAAUAGUUUGACAUAUCCUCCCCUGACAGGGUCUGAAUGCCAAGACCAAUUUUAGAUUAGGGUGGUGGACUGGUCACUCUUCACGUCUCUUACCCUGGAACAAGGUAAGUACAUUUCCCAUUCACUUGGAUAAACCUAGUGCUCUUUUGCCAAGACUGUAGUAUUAACUGUUUGCCUAAACAGUAGUAUUAAGUAAUGUUAUAAGCAAUAGACAGCCUACACCAGAGACUGGAUGAGAACUGACAUUUACACUGCAACACUGCCCCCUGCAUGAAACACUUCAAAACAGACAAAACUGAACUGUGAUGUGGGGCAUUUCCAAGCUUAACUAUUUUAAACAGUUAAUGAAAUAAUAUUUCUAGGUUAGACUCCUGUAUGAGCCUAGAAACAAUUAGGGAACAACAAAUGUUAAAUAAAUACCUAAAACUAGAGGCCAGUUGCAUAUUCACUCCAUGUCCCAUUUGAAGUCUGAAAUCUUAAAUUAUGAUUCACACUCAAAAUUCUUGUGUUUCAAUUACAUACAACUAGUAUUGAACGAGUUGGGCAAAGUUUUGCUUGAGUAGUCUGUUGUCUUCAAUCCAAUCAUUGGGUUUUUAGUCAUAUUAUAGUGAUAAUUCUCCUAAAACCAAAGUAAUGACAACAAGACACAUUACAAGCUUAAUUUAUUAGGAUUUAAGUGGAAUUGACCUUUUAGUUAAGUUCAGAACUGAAAGGAGAGUAAAGAACAUACAAAAGUGAAAGACAGGAAACAUUAAGAAGCAAAAGAAGAAAAC
Triplophysa rosa is the source of this 5228-nucleotide messenger RNA. It is a transcript of the gene jph2, whose product is annotated as junctophilin 2. Gene Ontology annotation, cellular component: sarcoplasmic reticulum; junctional membrane complex; endoplasmic reticulum membrane. The transcript has 7 exons. Bases 373 to 2685 code for a protein of 770 amino acids. The record is from RefSeq and is a predicted model, not a curated record. NCBI's taxonomy places the organism in Eukaryota, Metazoa, Chordata, Actinopteri, Cypriniformes, Nemacheilidae.